AUGGCACUGCUCAACCCGACGUUUAUCUUUGGGGUCCUUGUGCUCCUGUAUCUGUCGUCCUUCGUGCUCUUCGCCGUCCUGCGCAUCAUCACUGGCAUUUCCAUACAGCGCAUUGGCUACUUUUCGCUCCGCCGCCUGGCCUACACACCCAAGGAUGGCGUUAAGAUCGAGAUACGUGGCCUCGGCCUCAAUGUGCACCGUCCAACAUUCUCGCAGCCCACAUGGCUGAGCAUUGUUGUCAGUGAAUUGGUCGUCACAGUGGAUACCAGGGCACUUGAGGGCCAUAAACCUGAUCCGGACCAAGCCGACAGCAGCGAUGACGAGGCCGUUAGAAAGGGGAAGGAUUUCAAGACGCUACCGUUGCCUAAAAACCCUCUUUCUCGACGAGCCACGCUCGGAGUCGCUCGCAGCGAGACAUGGAAGCAGCUCAUGAGGACCAAGGAGCGACUCAAGCGAUUACACCGGAAUAUAAACUGGCUUCGAAUGGUGGACGUUGUGGCAACAAACUCUACCGUCAACCUGGUAGACGUGGGUACCAUACAAUGCGGCAGCUUUACCGUUGCUGUCGAUACGCGCAAAAAGAUGGUCGACCGAGCACGCUAUUUCUUCCAGACCAGAGCCGAGAAGCACCGUCAGAAACAACAAGCGGAAUGGAUCGUCACCCUGCGCAGUGUCUUGUUCACAGCCAAUGGCGGAGAAGCAUCCGAGGUCAUCGAUAAUGCUGUGCUCAACGUCGAUGGGUUUUUAUACGAACAACUUGAUGGGCUGCGCGAUGCAUCCAUAGCCCUCAAGCUAGGCCGUGUUCACAUACCCUACGACGAUGUCCAAACGUGUGUUGAACGUUACCAGAGACGCAAACGGAUGUGCUCAAAGGGCUAUGCGACUGUCGAGGCAAUGGAGGUCUCUGUUGAUAGGGUGUUCCAGGAGCUGGAAGAACCAGGCAGUACCGAUCAGGACAUCAUGCAAGCCGUCUCGGACUCGAAAGAAUUUGUUAGUUCAAUUCUUCGGGGGAUCAAGGAGGUACAAUUUGCAGUGAGCCUAGUCGGUCUCACUAAGAAGGUCGACACGGUGAAGACGUCAGGGGCUCCGCUCGUGCUCAAUGCUUCCAUGAAGGAGGUUGGAAUUGACCUGCAUCGUCUUGAUCCCAAGUCUCCAGCGCAUCGCAUGUACUUCCCAUCAAAGGACACGGCCCAUGAGGCGUUGGCUGCAGCGCUGUCCAUCUCCGUUGGCGUGGACGUCGGGCACGGCAAACCGGAGAGGCUCGUCUACAUCCCUAUGGCUACCACCACGGUCAAAACUACCCUCCCGUCCAAGACUGUGGAGCUUGCGGACGAUGGAAGUGCUGAAGAGAGAAAUGCUAAUCUCUUCUUCGCUAACUCUGUUGUCACUUCGCCGUCCGUCGACUUAGAUCCGAAGCACCUCCCAAUCCUAAUGGCACUGCUGCGGCCUCAACCAAAAGCCCCCAAGGCACAGGUGCAGCAAAGGCAUAAGCUCAUCUCGCGCUUGCUGCCAAAGGCCACUAUCAAGUUCACAAUGCAUGAGCCUGUGGUAAGAAUAGCCUUGCCUCCAGUUCAGAAGACCGACGAUCCCGACGAUUUCGACCUGAUCGUCUCUUCCAUCUCCUCCAUUUCUCUCGACCUCGAGUCUUUUCACUCUACGGUCGAGGAGAUGCAUUAUUCCCUCGUCACCCAAAUGCGGGUCCAAACGCAUCAGCUGUAUUACCAGACCACACAAGGAAGUCGAUUUGACCUCAUUGAAACGGAGUAUUUCGAUGUCAAGGUGACGGUGGGAGCGAACCCAGAUGUCCACGUUAUAGCCAAUGGGCAUCUUCAGUCUUUGGCGAUUCACAUGAUUCGACCCGAGAUAACGGACGGCAUACGACAGAUUAUCCGGCAGCUGAGGCUUGAUGUGCAGCCAGACAAGGUUAGCAAACCGAAGUCUCAACAAUCGCAAAAUCUCAUGAGGACGUUGCCUGAUUACUUUCUCCACUUCACUGUCUCGAUCGAUGAUUUCAGCGCAGAAGUAGCCGGCAUUGACGAUGAAUUCCCCCAAAACACUCGUGGGGUCGCCCUUCAGGUUGAUUCUUGGUCAAGUGAGUAUCGUGCUCAACGUGUCCACCCGAAUACGCGUCAAAGACCUGCCUCUAGAAGACGGGCAACAAGUCGGAGUUUGAUGCCUGACGCAGAGCUCUUGAAAUCAAUGCCGUCGCCAUCCUUCGCCCGCAAGAAAGACCCGUACCAAAAUGAAGGCGACGGUCGCCGGCUCGCCGUCCACAUACGUGGUUUGGAAGCCUACAUCAUCGACAACCUGGAGAAGUGGGAAGUUGAGCCAUUCGUUCACUUGCCUCGCUUUGAAGUAGCGCUAACCACUGUGAGCGACAAACAAGGCCCAAUUCUUCAUGUCCGUUCGCAUCUGAGGUCGCUCCUUCUCCAAUAUUCGCUCUAUAGGCACUACUCCGUGGGAAUCGCUGUAAUGGUGCUGCGCAAAUCCUUCAUGCGUACGCGACGGGACACCGUCGACUCAAAAAUGACACGAAAUCACUCGACAAUGAGUCCGCCCAUGAGUCCGCCCAUGAGUCCCAAAAUGGAGCACUUGGCACCGCCGAUAUUGUCACCCGAAUCACCUGCCACCGACCAUAUGGACCACCCAUUCCGGGCUGCCAGAGAACUAGUGACAGUUGAUUUCAAAGCUUCGUUGAUUCAGAUCAAGGCCGAUUUGCCCGCUGAUCCUCCAAUCAUGUUGCAGGUUUAUAGUAUGGAGGCUGGUCAACACAGAUGGUCCCCACCAUUCUUCCUUGCAAAGCUUGUCCGUGUGUAUGCGGGCGCACCUCGAAUGCGAGGAGUCUGGGCCCGUCUUGCAAGUAUCAAGACCUUCCGAUUAGACUAUCGGGAGUCUCGACGAAUCAUGGCCUUUGGAGGCCAUCAAGAUGAUAGAAUGUUUGACAUCGUGACCGACGCAAUGCGCAUAGCCGUUCCUCACGAGCUGCUCUUCAACAAAAUAUCCGACAACAUUGUCAAUGUUAUCAAAGCUUCGGAGCAAUUACACCACCGCUUCAAGACGGGCACCAACGAGUACAUCCUAGAUAAAGCCCCUGAAGGGCCCAAGAACGUGCCCAAGAUCUCCUUGCGGAGCCGGACAUUAUUAUUUGAACUCGAAGAUGGUGCUUUCGAGUGGAAACUCGGCGUCAUCUACCGGGCGGGCCGUGUCGAACAGCUUCAGCGCCUUGCUCGUGACGAGGCUUAUCAAGUCAAAAAGAAGAAGAUUAAAGAGCAGGAACUCCGCAAGGAGACUACUCGCUACCGUAAUCGUUCCGCAAUGCCGCGGGGAAGAACGUCUCAUACUAGCAGUUCCCACACGCGCAGCAGAAGUGAGGAUGCACGACCUCGGACUGGCAUUGAUGGACGGUCUCACAGCGAUGAUGGCCCUGGUUCCCACAGGCGAGGCAGGAAACCCCGGUAUGAUCCAGAUCAGAUACUUGAGUUCAGUGGCAGUGCGCACGUGUCAGCGCAGGACGCGGAGCAAAGACUUAAAGAAUAUAGUGCGCAGAGCUGGAAGAAACGGAUCGACCGACAUUUUGACAUGGCCAGAAACAGCAUGAAAGAUUUGCGCAGCCUAUUCUGGGGCGCGGAUCACUUACCAGAUGACCUGGAGCACACGGAAAAGAUACUCGAAGUCCCGCAACGGCCGGCACUAAUGGGCGCUGCAAUAUCAGAUCUGCAUGUCAUGAUUGACAAACCCUCGUUCCCCAUGCAGCACCUGCCUGAGUAUCUACACAAGGUCGGAAAGGGGAUGCCCAAGAAUAUGAAGUAUUCACUGCUCGUUCCCAUGAAUGUUCAAAUCAGCUUGGGCGAGGCUAGAAUUACUCUUCGGGAUUAUCCUUUACCCCUUAUACAUGUUCCAGCCAUCAAAGCGGGCCAAUCGUCUCGUUUACCCGCGCUUUCGCUCAAAACAGACUUCGUUAUCGCGGAGGAGUAUCGUGGACACGAAUCGACACGGAGGAUCAAGGUGCAGAUCACACCACCGGCUAUCGAUGAGACGGGGCAUCCUAGCGCCGACUUUACCAUUGACGUCCGCCGCACCACCGGGCCGGUCAAGACAUACUCUGACAUGAAUAUCGACAUCAAUACUGCAUACCCUACCAGAAUUACAUGGGGCCCUUCAUACCAACCAGCCAUCCAGGAUAUGAUGAUGGCAAUUGAAUCGUUCACGAAACCACAGCUUGAUCCAUCCGAGCGUGUUGGGUUCUGGGAUAAGAUCAGGCUCAAUUUUCAUUCACGCCUGCGUGUGGCGUGGAAAGGCGAUGGCGAUGUUCAUUUCGCUCUGAAGGGUAGUCGUGAUCCUUACCAAGUCACUGGCAACGGGGCUGGUUUUCUCAUGUGCUGGCGAAACGACGUGCGGUGGAACAUACAUACCGAUGACGACCCGAAGAGGUUUAUGACUGUUGACAGUGGUGAAUAUGUACUGGCAAUUCCCGAUUACAGCCAUCAGGUUCGGGAGGGUGAACGUCCCCGCGGGGAAAGCGACAGUGUGUCAAGUGAGGACAGCUACAGGUCGGGUUCUGCAUUCAAGAAGGUUGUAAUGAAGCUGUCCGGAAACGUCCAGUGGAUGGCAGGACUGGUUUUCGAACGAGCCAUCGAGGAUGGCAAACGGAACUUCGAUUUCAUUCCACACUACGAUCUUGUUCUGAAGGCACCACAGCAUGCUAAACCACAGGGUUUGCUACCUUAUGACGCUUUCAGGGGCUUCAGGAGUCAGCACAUCCACCUGUCCAUCGCGGUCAGGGCCCCGGUCGAUCGAGACUGGACAUCAAACCAGCCGCAGUCAUCGAGAAGUUACAACACGGUGCACUUGACCCCAAGAUUCUUCACACAUUUCUAUGCUUGGUGGUCACUGUUCAGCGGCCCUAUGUCGUUACCUAUUCGCCAAGGUUCGCUCUGGCCCGGAAGGGAGAAGAACAGCAAGAAAUUCGGGAGGCAUCUAGGCACCAUCAAAUACAACCUUCUCCUCGCUCCCCUGUUUCUCAGCCACAUUUACAAGCACAAGGAUGCGGAAGACACCGCCGAGAGUUCGGUAUCAGCAACAGGCAUCAAAGUCAGGUUCGACAGUUUCAUGCUUGAUAUGCACCAGCGACGAGAGGAAUUCAAUACUCGUGAUCGUGGACGCAAGACUAAGAGCAGGACAACGGGCAUGAAGUUACAUGCUGCUCAGCUUGAUUUGGUCUCGGCGGACAUUCGUGCCGUUUCUGCUAGUAUCAAAGGCACGACGGCCGAGGCGAUCAAGACGAACUCUGUGGCAACUUUGAUCGCACAAGGCGAAGAAGACGGCACCGAUCUAUCUCACUUCACUAUUCCGGACAAUGACUUCAGCUGGAUCGAUAUGGACGAUUUUGUCGAGCUCGACUGGAUUUUACCGUCAGAACCAAGUCCGGAUACGAAGAUUCUUCCACUGGCUUACGCCCCACGGAUCACAUAUUUCAGGCAGACGGAUAUUGGAGGAGUCAUUGCCGGGGAUCCGGAUCGCACCAGUCCGUUUGGGGACGAACCUACCCAUCUCUGCAUUAUGAGCCAAGAUGACGACCCUAGGCGGGUUCAGUCGCAGCUUGUGCGAGAGAGGCUGGAACAGCUUCACAUCCAGAUCGAAAACAACGCGCGGGCGGUUGGAGAGGCGGAGCUUCGGGUGAUCAGAGAUAACGGCAAGGAUGCAGAUCUGAAAGCCGAGUUCGAUCAACUCAACAAAUUCACACACGUUCUCAAGGAGAAGCGAACGUUCUUGGAAAACAUGUUGCAUCAAAUGGCCAUGAAAAAGCCGAAUGAUGGCCGGGACAAUGCUAGCAACGCAUCGACCGAGGACAACCCACCUCCUGAAGAAUCGAUCGACUUUGCCGGGACCAGUGUCAAAGUCCCAACAGGGGCAGAAUUCGCCAGCGACUUCAAAAACCGCUUUGUCGUUCACAAUAUGCAAUUGAAAUGGAACAACCUGCUGCGUAACAUCAUCCUACGGUACAGUCAUCAAGUCAGUCAGCGUCGCGGUUUCGUGUACUACCUUUCCCGCCCAGCAGUCAAAUUCAUCCUAGAUAUUGUGGAGGAGCAGGCCAAGGCAAAGAGCAACAAUAAGCCAAAUGGUUCAUCGUCGCCCGACAAGGACGAUAAAUCGAGCUCACGAAGUACCAAGGGUGCGAGGUCCGAGGACGUGAAUCCAGAUAUUGAAAAGCGCAUCAAACAGAUCCUGCAAGACGGCCGCAAGUUUGUCAAUGCCGAUGACACUAGUAGUCCUGACGAUGGGGUGCCUAACGUAUCUAUGGAAGACAUUACUGGAGGCAUCGCUGAAGAUUUCGCACCACAGAGCAGCUACCACGUUCGCGUCAUUGCACCUCAAAUUCAGCUUCAGAGUGAAAAGAACAAGAAACAUGUUGUACUCAUUACGGCCAAAGGAAUGGAGUUGAAGGUAGUAGAAGUCAUGGAAAAAGCCAGGUUAUCUGAUCUUGUCAGCGGUCUGGUUCAGCGCCGAUUUUUCGUCGGCAUGGAUAGCACGCAGUUCUUCGUCACGCACCAGAAAUGGUUCUCGGGCCAGUUGAUGUCAAUGUACUCUGGCAACACAUACGGAGCGCCCGCCGGCUCAUCCUGGCCGCCAUGGGUGCCUAUGGAGGUCAUGUUCGAUUUCCAGUCGGAUCCCUUUGGCUUCAAGCGAGUAGUCCGGAAGACGUCGGCUAUGUUGAGAUAUGACAAGUACAACACCCUCCGUUUGAAAUACAACGACGAUGUCAACAGCGAAGGCACAAAUCCCACUUCCGACGAACCCACCACAGAGAGCAGAAUGGACAAUCUGUGGGUCGAAUUCCCUCAGGCGCGGGCACUCUGCAAUUCGUCACAGUAUUAUGCCAUAUACGUUAUUGUGCUUGAUCUUCUCAUGUACAGCGAGCCUCUGGAGAAGACAAGAAGCGAGCGCUUGGAGAAGAUAUUGCUUGCAUCCGACUUCAGCGAUCUUCGAGGCGCACCCCAGAUGGUUACCAGACUCCAGGAACGAAUCAGACAGCUCGAAGACAUCAAGACGCACUUCCAGAUCCACUCCAAGUACCUCGACCAAAAGGGUUGGGAAGACAGGCUGCUCCUGGAGCGAGAUCUUGCCGCAUGCGAGGAUGAACUCUUCUUCAUGAUGAAGGCCAUCACCACUUCGCAGCGCAAGUACGAAAACACAUCGCAGAGCAAUGCGUUGCUGAGAUGGAGUAUAUCAGCUAGGGAGAUUGUCUGGCACCUAAUUCGUGACAACAAUGAGCCGCUUGUGGAGCUGCAACUCAGAGACGUUGAAUACGACCGUACUGACAACUCAGAUGGCUCCCAUAUCAACCUGAUGCAGGUGGGCAAGGUCCUGGGGCUGAAUCUCUUGGCCGACGCUAUGUAUCCGGAGAUGGUCGCACCAUACUUUGACGGUGACAAAACCAAUGCUGCCGAAUUCGCGAACCAACACAUGAUUCGUGUGUACUGGCACAUGCUAGAAGCCAUUGCCGGCAUUCCCGUCAUGGACCAUUUCGAGGUGAAUCUUUUCCCCAUGAAGAUCCAGCUUGAGCGAGAAGUGGGCAAGAAACUGUUUGAAUACAUCUUUCCUGGUAUGGACGGAGAAUCUGCCAACGGUAGCAACAGACUCAAAACCGACUCGCCUUUCAUGGUAGCCCAGGGCAUCAGUGAGGCGGACGACGAAGUGGCAGACGAAUCUAAUUCUGGAUCUGGCCGCCUUGGAUCCGGUGGCUCGGACAAGGAUGCAAGCUUCAACACUAGAGCUGGGUCGCUGGAGCUCCGACUCCGACCUACCUUGCAUUCAGAAUCUCGGUCGCCUGAUACAUCGCCCCCAAAGACCAAAGCGCUCAGCGUUCAUUCAACAGAGAGUAACGUAUUCCGCCUCUUUGGCAACAAAGCACCUACCAAGAAACCCUCGUACGAAUCCCUCCGCUCAAGCCAGACCCCUCGACCGAGCAUCGGGCGCAGUUCUACUAUGGCUUCGUCUGUAAGUGAGUCGAAAAAGGUCUCCCGCUUCGCAUUGCGCAGCGGUAAAGGUGCUUCGGAGGAAAAGCCCUCAGACGAUCUUACCAAAAUGAUGACGCGCGCUUCCAAUUACAUGACGUUUGCCUACAUCAAAAUGCCAUCUGUGGUCCUCUGUCUUUCGUACAAAGGCCGCGGUGACCGCAACAUCGAGGACGUACAUGACUUUGUCUUCCGCCUGCCGACGAUUGAGUACCGCAAUAAGACAUGGUCAAAUCUGGAUUUAGCCUUGGCCCUUAAAGGGCGGGUUAUCAAGGCGCUCAUCAGCCAUACCGGUGCCAUUAUCGGCAACAAGUUCAGCAAGCACAGGCCCAACACGGCUCAGCAGAACAAGCUAAGGGAACUGGCCACAAGUAGUGUUUUGCUGGCGACACCGGCCCUAAACAACAGCGGCGAUAAUAGCGAUGAUUCGUCGAGUCUCUUUGGGACCAGCCCAGUCGAUUAUUCACGAAGCCCACCGAGGAGUCUCAGGGGCAGUGGGAGCUCGAUUCCCGUUCCGCAGAGGAGCGACAGCCGUAGCAGCAGCAUAGCGAGUAGCAGACGCUCGUACCGACCGGUGGGUAAUGUCGCAGGCCCGACUGAGCUGCGAACCAACAUCCCAACAUUCCUCAUGAUGACACCGCCCACGCCGGCACUGGAGCGGCCGCAGACGGGUAUCAGCAUUGAAGACAGUUACAACCGGCCAGAGACUAGCGGUGGACUGCGGCCUGUGAGUCGGGGCAGCAGCACGUUGAUCGAUUUCGAAGGCAACGGUCUCCGCAGAAAAUCAACUGGCGGAGGUGGCAGUACCAACACCGGGGCCGGCUUUCUCAGAGGAAAGCUUAACGCGCUCACAAGCCGGCUGAGGGAACGCGAAGGGAGCAAUCUGGGACGAAGUGACGCGGCAAGCGUUCAUGAAGGUGAUGACGAAGCAGCACCCGAGGAGGACAAGGCGAAGGAGAAGAACGGGGACAGGAGGCCCUGGAGUGGCAGGAUCAAGACGGGAUAG
Molecule: messenger RNA, 9021 nt
Organism: Pseudomassariella vexata
Lineage: Eukaryota; Fungi; Ascomycota; Sordariomycetes; Amphisphaeriales; Pseudomassariaceae
Product: mitochondrial protein from FMP27-domain-containing protein
Exons: 1
Coding region: 1-9021 (3006 amino acids)
Source: RefSeq, a predicted model, not a curated record